AGGUUUUCAGUGUUUUGCUAUUUUUUAAUUGUAAUUUUGGAUCUGUACAGAAUUGCGAUAACAGUAAUCAGUGGUAGGGUAGUAGUUAAAGGUUGAGGAAGAUUUGGGAAAAGGAAGGUACCAUAUUAGUAUGGAAAUGUGAUACUGAAACCAACAUUCCAGAAUUGACUGCACAGAUGAAGGGACAUACUGGUGCUGUGUGUUCACUUGUACUGGGAGCUAACAGCAGACUUUAUUCGGGUUCGAGUGACAAUACAAUACGGGUUUGGGACCUCCAAACGUUGCAGUGUACGCAGACAUUAAAUGGGCAUGCCCGAGAUGUAACGUCCGUUAUUUGUUGGGACAGCUACUUGUUAUCUGCUUCUCUGGACAACACAUUAAAGGUUUGGGCUGCAACUGACAGUGGGAACUUGGAAGUGAUCUAUGAGCACAAAGAAGAACAUAAAUUUUACAUCUUUCAGGGGGUGGUAGCUCUUUUCGGCAUGACAGAUGCUGAAGCUCACUCAAUUCUUUUCUGCUCAUAUAAUGACAAUACUGUUCGUAUAUAUGACUUGCCCUCGUUUAAUGAAAGGGGCAGAAUAUUUUCUGAACAGCAAGUCCAAGUGAUUCAAAUUGGCAUUGGUGGUCUCUUUUUCACUGGUGAUGCAGCAGGACAGCUCUCCGUCUGGAAAUUGCUUGGAGUUCCAUGUGCAAUGGCAUCUUGAGUCGAUUUGAUCUGAACUACUAGCUGAAACUAUUGAUUCGUAUUUUUUAUUGCUGGCAUCCUCAUACUGAUGCAAGAUGAGCCCUUUCUAGAAAUAUUCUCAUAUCUGAUGUAUUUUUGGUAGAAAAAGCUACUGUGUAUUGUAAUACACGUUAGGGCAGCGAAUAUCAGUUUCCAACGAGAAAGACUGUUGUUAUCUUGUUUUGAGAGGGGCACUAAUCCUUUAAAUCUGGUACCAAGGGAAUUCGUUGGCAAUAUGCCUACGCUGAUUCAAAUUCAGCUCGGCCCAAUAUAAUGAGGCUACUAUGAAAUAUUUACUCAUGGGUGGGGAUCUCACCCGAAUCGCCCCAUCUAUCCUCCUGAGGAGAAGUUUGGCUUCAAACCGCCGCAGCCCGCCAAUUAGUUAACCAUAGACAUUAAGAGAGGAAGACCCUUGUAUAUUGUCACUUGCUUCACAAUGUUAAAAAUCAUUUUUUUUUAAAUUUUUUUUUAAUUCUUUUUUUUUUUUUUUCACAUUUACGGGUUGGAGCAAUGUUUCUUCCAUGCUUUGUGUUGUGCUUCUCAAUUUUAUUUACAUGAUAGCUAAACAGCGUCUAAUUUUCUUAUUGACUCCAUUUUGUGUCUA
Olea europaea var. sylvestris is the source of this 1328-nucleotide messenger RNA. Its product is annotated as zinc finger CCCH domain-containing protein 63-like. The record is from RefSeq and is a predicted model, not a curated record. The transcript is spliced from 6 exons. Bases 177 to 704 code for a protein of 175 amino acids. Gene Ontology annotation, molecular function: protein binding. NCBI's taxonomy places the organism in Eukaryota, Viridiplantae, Streptophyta, Magnoliopsida, Lamiales, Oleaceae.